ACCGGGGAGAUCAACGAAUCAGAUUCGGAUGUCCCAGAUGAACGGGAAGUUUACAAUCUUUGUUGACACCCGAGCUACACAUUUAGGUACAAUUUCUUAGCGAAAUUGUUGAUUUUUGUCUAAACAAAGAAAAGAUGGUUUGCGACAAUUGUGAGAAGAAGCUGGGCAGGGUGAUAACUCCAGACACCUGGAAGGAUGGUGCGAGAAACACUACAGAGAGCGGUGGGCGGAAGCUGAACGAGAACAAGGCUCUGACAUCUAAGAAGGCCAGGUUUGAUCCUUAUGGGAAGCCAGGAAAGUCAGGCUUUGGCAUCUGCAGAAUCUGCAAGAGCUCUGUUCACCAAUCAGGAUCUCACUACUGCCAGGGCUGUGCCUACAAGAAAGGUAUCUGUGCCAUGUGUGGGAAAAAGGUUCUGGACACCAAGAACUACAAGCAGACCUCUGUCUGACAGGCUUCUGACAGGCCACCAGUAGGACCAGAGGGAGAGGGGAGGGAGGAGAAGAUAGUGGGGGAGGAAGGUGUGCACGAGGAGAAGAUAGCGGGGGAGGAAGGUGUGCACGAGGAGAAGAUAGCGGGGGAGGAAGGUGUGCACGAGGAAUGACGACUUUAUCCUGUUGUUCAGACCCCCUGACUGUCUAAAACACUCAUAGCAGAGUUGCAGUCAAGGGGUUUUUACUCUCUGUGUGUGUGUGUGUGUGUGUGUGUGUGUGUGUGUGUGUGUGUGUGUGUGUGUGUGUGUGUGUGUGUGUGUGUGUGUGUGUGUGUGUGUGUGUGUGUGUGUGUGUGUGUGUGUGUGUGUGUGUGUGUGUGUGUGUGUGUGUGUGACAGAUGUGGAGCAGGGUUUCCCUCCCUGUUGUAAAGCUCCUAUAAUUUUCAGCUUUGUAGCAGCAAUACGUGGCCAGCACUGUUCCACACACCAAAUCGGAGGCUACUUUUAGUUUUAAUAGCUGAACUGAUGGUUUCUCUCCUUUUGUGUCAAAUCUGCUCUGAUACAGGAGUUUCCUUUCAUUGAUUCUUUGUGAAUUAUAUCAAGUGGUAUGUUUUUUGAGUGCAUUAAAAUAUUCAAUAUGUAACGACAA
Oncorhynchus gorbuscha (pink salmon) is the source of this 1080-nucleotide messenger RNA. RefSeq names its product cysteine-rich PDZ-binding protein. Bases 135 to 449 code for a protein of 104 amino acids. Lineage: Eukaryota; Metazoa; Chordata; Actinopteri; Salmoniformes; Salmonidae. The record is from RefSeq and is a predicted model, not a curated record. Gene Ontology annotation, molecular function: PDZ domain binding; microtubule binding. The transcript has 5 exons. Gene Ontology annotation, cellular component: dendrite. Gene Ontology annotation, biological process: cytoplasmic microtubule organization.